Gekko japonicus is the source of this 7503-nucleotide messenger RNA. RefSeq names its product stabilin 2 (gene STAB2). Gene Ontology annotation, molecular function: calcium ion binding; hyaluronic acid binding. NCBI's taxonomy places the organism in Eukaryota, Metazoa, Chordata, Lepidosauria, Squamata, Gekkonidae. Bases 1 to 7503 code for a protein of 2500 amino acids. The transcript has 67 exons. Gene Ontology annotation, biological process: cell adhesion. The record is from RefSeq and is a predicted model, not a curated record.
AUGGAGAAGAACUUGACCGUUUUAUUCCUUGUGCCUUCUUUGAUUGCAAGUGCGUACAGUGCAAUACCAGCCACAGAGCAGGGGAAGAACAAAUGUGACGAGAAGACCUUCAUUACCACAAAAACCCAGUGCCGUCCUUGUUCUCUGAAUUAUGACAUUCAGUGUCCUGAAGGCUUUACCAGAAUUGCCAAUGGUUCUGGGACGCAAGACUGCAGGUUUUAUGGUCAGUUCAGGGGGGACUCAGUUCUCUCAUUCCUGGGAUGUCAGCAUACAUGUAUGAAGGAGAAUCAGCAGCCUCAGUGUUGUCCAGGUUACUGGGGACCUGACUGUCUAGAAUGUCCAGGUGGGGCAGCAUCUCCCUGCAAUAACAGAGGACAUUGCUCUCAGGGCAUUACUGGGAAUGGAGUCUGUACCUGCCAGAAAGGAUUUGCUGGAGUUGCAUGUGAAACAUGUGAUAAAGAUCUUUUUGGACCUCUCUGUAUGUCAGUAUGUCACUGCAUUCAUGGAAUCUGCAACAGUGGGAUGAAUGGAGAUGGAAAAUGCACAUGUUUGUUUGAAUACAAAGGCCCGAGUUGUGACCAACCGAUACCGGAAUGCCGGUCCUUGCAGUGCCCAGAAAACUCCAGGUGUACCGUCUCCAAGACAGAUAAAACUCAACUAGAAUGCAAAUGCCUCCCCAGCUAUCGGGAAGAGGGCAAAUACUGCAAACCCAUCAACCCAUGCUUAGAACAGGUCUGUGAUCCUCGUGCUGACUGCAUCUACCUUGGACCCAAUCGUCAUACAUGUGCAUGCCAGAAUGGCUAUGAUGGAGAUGGUCAAGUUUGCACUCCAAUAGAGCCUUGCCAUACAAAAUCUGUGCAUUGUCCUACAGAGUCCACUGUCUGUAAAUAUGAUGGCCCUGGAAAGUCCCACUGUGAAUGCAAAGAACAUUUCAGCAACUUUGUAGAUGGAGAAGGAUGCAGUAUGACGGAUAUCUGUGCAUCUAACAAUCCCUGCCAUAAAUACGCAAUGUGCACAAUGAUUGCACCAGGAAAGACUCAGUGUGCUUGCCAAAAGGGAUAUGGAGGCAAUGGGUUUGUAUGUUACAGAAAUAUCAUAGACCAAAUCAGGGACAUGAACUCUUUGCCUGGAGGGCAGUGGCAAGGAAAACUAACAUCUGCUGUACAGCUCUUUGGAUAUGCCUAUGAACGUCAGCUGAGUACACUGGGGCCAUUUACAGUGCUUGUUCCAACAAAUGAGGGUUUCAAAGGAAAAAAUAUGGCAGACUUUCAUUCUAAUAAACAGAGUGCCCAGUAUUUUGUAAAGCUCCACAUAAUUCCUGGUCAACUGGACCUAAGUGAGUUGAAUAAUUCAAGAACGGUUUACACUCUGUCUGGCAAACUAGGAGACAUAUUAAAUGAAAAGGACAAUCUGUUAAGAAUUAGAAUUCAGGGAGGAAAGAAAAAAGGAAAAAUCCUUCAAGGGGGUAUUCCUGCCUGCAAUGGAAUUGUGCACAUUAUUGAUACAGCUCUGGACAACAUGGAACCUACCUUUGAAGGGAAUGAAGAGAAAUCUAUAAUGAAAGUUCUUCAAGACAAAACAAGAUACAGCACGUUUAUAUCCUUAAUAGAGAAAACAGGCAUGGGACCAAGUUUAGAUAAACAUCCUGGUCCUAAUACAGUUUUCAUUCCAACCAAUAGUGCUUUGGAGAACUUGGAAGAUGGAGUUCUGGACUACCUGUUGUCAAGUAAGGGUUCACGAAAGCUUCAUGAGCUAGUUCAACAUCACAUCGUUCCUCGAACCCAGCUGGAGGUUGCCAGCCUGAUCUCAACAGGGCUCAUCAAGACCAUGACUCAACAGUUCAUCUACUUUAAUAUCACUAAAAGCGGGCAAAUCCUGGUCAAUGGUCAAGCAAUAGAAGAAGGAGACAUUGUUGCAGAAAAUGGACGGAUUUAUAUACUCUCUGGUGUUCUUAUGCCUCCCUCCAUAAUCCCAGUUCUGCCACAAAGAUGCGAUGAAGAGAGAACUGAAAUUGUACAGGAUAUUGCAAGCAGUAAAUGUAUUUAUUAUGACCAUCCCUUCGUAAGACAUGGGUGUGCUAAAUACUGCAAUGUUACAAUAAAGGAGCCUAAGUGUUGUAAAGGAUUCUUUGGUCCAGACUGCAAUAAAUGUCCAGGUGAUAUUUCCAGUCCCUGUUCAGGCAAUGGACAGUGUAUGGAUGGAAUGAACGGAAAUGGAACUUGUGUUUGCAAUAGUGGAUUUGAAGGAUCACUCUGCCAGUUCUGUUCAGAUUCCACUAAAUAUGGACCUCAGUGUGACACAACCUGUAUGUGUGUUUAUGGCAAAUGUGACAAUCGAAUAGAUAGCGAUGGAACCUGCCUUCCUGGCUCAUGCAAAAGUGGAUAUGCUGGGAAAUUAUGUGACAUGCAGGUGUUUCCAUGCAUGGAGAUGUCUCAGCUCUGUAAUGGGCAUUGCCUGUUCAGCAAUGGCUCCAUGAGCUGUGCUUGUAAACCUGGAUAUGAAGGAGAUGGAAUAAUAUGCAGUGAAGUAGAUCCUUGUGGAAAUUCAACCUUCCAUCGUUGCAGUACUCAUGCAGACUGUGUUGUCACUGGGCCCGGAACCCAUGAGUGUGUGUGCCAGCCAGGAUGGACAGGGAAUGGGAGAGACUGCUUGGAAAUCAAUAACUGCUUGCUGCCCAGUGCUGGAGACUGUCAUAGUAAUGCUACCUGUCUACAUACAGGUCCCGGUCAGAACAAAUGUGAAUGUAAGGAAAGGUUUCGGGGGAAUGGAUAUGAAUGUGAAUCCAUAAACCCUUGUCUGGAACAAAACGAAACAUGCCACCCUCUGGCAAUUUGUCAGUUGUCAGCUUCUAGGGUCUGGGAAUGUGUGUGCCCAAAGGGCUAUGAAGGAGAUGGCAGAAUAUGCUACGGAAAUGCUGUGGAUGCAUUGUCUUCUUUGUCUGAAGCAGCUGGCUUCAAAGAGUGGGUUGAUACAGGUGCAAUUACAGCGCUACUGACAGAUAUGUCAAAUCUAACCAUCUUUGUGCCUUCUCGACAAGCAAUUGAAAACAUGGACCAAGAUGAGAGAGCUGUUUGGAUGUCUAAAAGCAACAUCCCAGCCCUAAUAAAGUCUCACAUAUUAGAUGGAACCUACACAGUUGCUGACUUCCAGAAUAUGUCUUUGUCUGAUGACCUGCAUGACAACUCUGUCCCAGCCUCCAGAGGAAAUGAAAAUCUUAUUGCUAGGACCAACAUUGUUGCUGGAGAUAUUGUAGCCACAAAUGGGAUUAUACACAUUAUUGAUAAGGUUCUUACACCCCGCAGAAGAGUGAGGUCCUCCACACCACCAAAACUUCUUGUCCGUUUGGAACAGAUGCCGGACUACACCAUUUUCAGGGGUUAUAUCAUUCAAUAUAACCUGGCAAGUGAAAUAGAAGCAGCUGGCACUUAUACCAUUUUUGCCCCCGAUGACUAUGCCAUUAAAAGUUACCUCAAGGAUAAACAGCUGACUUCUCUGGAUGAAGACCAAAUCCGGUUCCACAUUGUUCUAGAGGAGAAGCUCUUCAAGAAUGACUUGCAUAAUGGGAUGUUCAGGGACACCAUGCUUGGAUUUUCAUUUAGAGUAGGAUUCUUCAUCCAUGAUGCUCAGGUCUACAUAAACGACGCACCUGUAAACUAUCCAAAUGUUGCAACUGAAAAGGGAAUAAUCCAUGGACUGGGGAAAGUAAUGGAAAUCAAGAAGAACCGAUGUGAUACCAAUGAUACUGUGCUAAUAACUGAAGGAAGCAGACAAAUCUGCUUCUACUACAAACCUUAUGAGCGCACCAUGGAAAAGGGAUGCCGGGUCCAAUGUGCGAAGACUGUAAUUACCAGAGAAUGUUGUGCGGGUUUCUACGGCACACAGUGUGAGCCUUGUCCACAAGUAGCUGGAAAUAUUUGCUUUGGGAAUGGGAUUUGUAUGGAUGGCUUCAAUGGCACUGGCUUUUGUGAGUGUGAAGCGGGCUUCAAAGGACUGGCCUGUGAUAGCUGCAUUGAAGGCAAAUAUGGCACCAACUGUGAUCAAGAGUGUAUCUGUAUCCAUGGGAAAUGCAACAGUGGCAUAAAAGGGGAUGGCUCUUGUGAAUGUGACGUUGGCUGGAGAGGUGUGAAAUGCGAUACCGAAGCCAAAGAUGACAACUGCAACAAAACUUGCCACACCAGUGCAAACUGCCUUCUUAAUCCUAAAGGGACAUCAUACUGCAAAUGUGCAGCUGGGUUUAAAGGGAACGGGACACAUUGUACAGCCAUUGAUGGAUGUGAAAUCAGCAAUGGAGGUUGUUCCCCUGAAGCAGAAUGUAGACGGACCACUCCAGGAAAUCGAGUGUGUGCUUGCAAAACAGGUUACACUGGAGAUGGAAUAGUCUGUCUUGAAAUUAACCCCUGCAUAACAAAUAAUGGCGGAUGCGACAAAAAUGCUGAAUGCACUCAUAUCGGACCCAAUCAGGCAGCAUGCAACUGUUUAAAAGGAUAUUCUGGAAAUGGCAAUACAUGCACCUAUAUCAGUUUAUGUUCAAUUAAUAAUGGCGGCUGUGGGGAAAAUGCGAUCUGCAAUGAUACCGAAGGGACAGAAAGGAGCUGUGCAUGUAAACCCAGUUACAUUGGGGAUGGAUUUACUUGCAGAGGCAGCAUCAUCCAGGAACUUUCAAGAGAUUUCAACAUGAGUCGAUUUAAAAUGUAUCUUCAGGAUGCUGGCAUCCAAGAUAUGGAAGGGGCCGGCCCUUUCACUGUUUUUGUACCCCACAGAAAAGCAGUUCAAGUGAAAAUUUCCGACUGGGUCAAAAAUGGCAUGAUGCCCCAGAUCCUUCGCAACCAUAUAGUAGCUUGUAGUGCAUUACUCUAUGACGAUCUGACAGCAGACAAAAAUGUGACAACUCUCCAGGGAGAACAACUCAAGAUCACAAUCUCACAGAAUUCAAUAUUUUUAAACAGCAAAGCUAAGAUUUUAACCAGUGAUAUAAUAAGCACAAAUGGAAUCAUACAUAUCAUAGACAGUUGGCUGAUUCCACAGAGGAUUCAAGACUUCGCAACAUCUAAUCCGGCAACUGAGAGGGAAAGUCUCAAAAUGGUUGCAGCAAAAAAUGGCUACAUCAUGUUUGCCAACUUGCUAGAGAGUGCUGGGUUGUUUGGCUUCCUCAAUGAUCCCGCUCACCAACCAAUCACUUUGUUCUGGCCCACUGACAAAGUGGUCAGAGCUCUGCCUGCAGAACAGCAGGAUUUUCUAUUUAAAAUGUCAAACAAGGAAAAAUUGCAGCAAUAUCUGAAAUUCCACAUUAUAAGAGAUGUCAAGAUCCCAGCCUCUGCCCUCCCUACCUCCAGUUCACUGACAACAGUUCAAGGUUUUGAUAUCAGUGUGACAUGCAGUAAUUACAAUAAUGAAAUUGGUGAAUUGUAUGUCAAUGAUAGGAGCUGUAAGAUAGUACAAAGGUAUCUGGAGUUUGAUGGCGGUGUUGCUUACGGGAUUGACUGCAUAUUAACAGAUCCUAACCUUGGAGGUCGCUGUGACACUUUCAUCAGUCACGAUGUUUCGGGAGAUUGCGGUAGUUGUUACAGAACUCCAAAGUGUCCUGCUGGGGCUAAAGUAAAGGGACAACAGAUAUACCCAUGUACUUACAAUAGCUACGGAAGACUCCGGGAAGGCUGUCAGAGGAACUGCUCUGUGUUUGUCAGGGUACCACAGUGCUGCAAGGGCUACUUUGGGUAUGACUGUCAAGCCUGCCCAGGAGGGCCAGAAGCUCCGUGUAACAGCCGUGGGUCUUGUGAUGAAGGAUAUUCUGGCACAGGGCAAUGCACAUGUUAUGGUGGCUUCAAUGGGACUUCGUGUGAGUUCUGUCUGCCUGGAAGAUAUGGCCCGGAUUGCAGAUUCUGUCAGUGCACGGAGAACGGACAGUGUGAUGAAGGAAUUUCUGGAUCAGGACUGUGCAUCUGUGAAACUGGAUGGACAGGAAAGUUCUGUGAAACCAAAUUAGAUGUGGCGCCAGUGUGUUCACCCAGCUGUUCCAUUAAUGCUGUGUGCAAGGCCCAAAACAUCUGUCAGUGUAAACUAUUUUAUAUUGGAGAUGGAAUCACUUGUACAGCUAUGAACCUCUGUAAGAUAUCCAAUGGUGGCUGUCAUAAGAAUGCAAGAUGUUCACAAUCUGGCGUGAAAGUCAAUUGCACGUGUCAAAAAGGAUAUAAAGGAGAUGGCCGCAUCUGCACGGCUAUCAACUCUUGUACAGAUGGGUUCAAUGGUGGUUGCCACGAACAUGCAAUUUGUACAAAAACAGGGCCUGGUAAACGCAAGUGUGAAUGCAAAGAUAACUACAUUGGCGAUGGAAUCGACUGCGAAGUGAAACAGCUCCGAGUGAACCGAUGUUUGCAAGACAAUGGACAAUGCCAUGCUGAUGCUGACUGUGUAGAUCUCCAUUUUGAGGAUGCAACGGCUGGAGUUUUUCACCUGCGUUCUCCCCAGGGACAGUACAAACUGACUUUUGAUGAAGCAAAUAAAGCCUGUGCAGAUGAAGGAGCAACUCUAGCUACAUACAAUCAGCUCUUAUAUGCCCAGAAGGCAAAGUACCACUUAUGUGCAGCUGGCUGGCUGCAGUCUGGGAGAGUAGGCUAUCCGACGGCCUUCUCUGCCCCUACCUGUGGUGGAGGAUUGGUUGGGAUCAUCGACUACGGAAUCAAACUCAACCAGAGUGAAACAUGGGAUGCCUUCUGCUACAGAGUCAAAGAUGUUAAUUGCACUUGCAGAAUUGGCUAUGUGGGUGAUGGAUUUACAUGUACUGGGAACCUACUUCAAGUCCUCAUGUCUGUCCCAACAUUUACAAACUUUGUCUCGGAAAUCUUUACUUACUCAAAUACCUCAAGGAAAGGUCAAGAAUUCCUGAAAUACCUCACAAAUUUGUCAAUUAAGGCUACAUUGUUUGUGCCAGACAAUGACGGACUGAAGGAAAAUGAGACACUUUCUGGAAGAGACAUUGAGUACCAUUUGUCCAACAUGAGCAUAUUGUACUAUGAAGACUUGACCAAUGGAACUACCCUUCAAACCAGGAUAGGGAAAAAGCUAUUAAUUACACAUGGUGAAAACCAAGAAAAACAGGCUUCAGCAACAAGGUAUGUGGAUGGAAGAGCUAUCCUUGGGUGGGACGUUGUUGCUUCCAAUGGGAUCAUCCAUGUCAUUGCGGCACCCCUGAAGGCUCCUCUACCCCCUGCAAUCUUACAUCUUGGAGUUGGAACAGGAAUAUUCUUUGCCGUUCUGCUCAUCAUCGGAAUCAUCGCCCUUAUUGGGUACACGUACUUCAGAUUUAAGCAAGGAGAUAUUCGCUUCCAGCGUUUCAAGCAAAAGAAUGAUAUCGAUGUAACUACACUGGGCACAGCCCAGGCUUCAAACAUCUCAAACAUUAACUAUGAUGGCUCAAGAACUUCACCACCAGAUCUCCCUUAUGAUCCAUUUUCAGAUUCUGAUGUACGUGAGUUGGUGACUAAUGAACUUCCUGCAGAGCUCUGA